AGAAGAAAUCUCCCGCCCCAUCCGCUGUUCUUUUUAAACCGAGGCGGGACGCGGCGCUCCGCUCACUUCGGUCAGUGUAGUUGUUGUUGAAUCAUCAUUUGACUCCCCAGGUCGCUGCCAAUAUGGUGAGGACUAAAGCCGACAGUGUUCCCGGGACAUACAGAAAAGCUGUUGCAGCUUCGGCACCCCGGAAGUCUCUCGGCGCCAGUUCAGCCAAUUCCUCCGCCGCCUGCAGCAGCCAGUGCGCCACACCUGCAAAGGGCAAAUACGCCGGCGGUAACCCGGUGUGUCCCCGUCCCACGCCGACCUGGCAGAAGGGCAUCGGGGACUUCUUUGGCGGCCCCCCGAGGAAGCCCGAGAAGGAGAACCAGAGGCCCCAGGAGGUGGAUGAUGGCGAAGAGGCCGGAGGCAGCGGGAUGUCAAAGGCCAGCAGGAAGUAUGUCAGCCACACACACACACACACACACACACACACACUAAAGUGUGAAUAUUUAGUGUGUGUGUGUGUGUGUGUGUGUGUGUGUGUGUGUGUGUGUGUGACAGAAUUUGGGGUAUUUUUGCUCUAAAGUGACUGAAUCCAGGAGAUUGAAUGGUGUUGCAUUCAGGGCCCUCUGAUGCUGACUCACUGUAAACACUGCGAAGGAGACUUGUGAUUUAAUGUUGUUUCACUGUGUGUGUGUGUGUGUGUGUGUGUGUGUGUGUGUGUGUGUGUGUGUGUGUGACAGAAUUUGGGGUAUUUUUGCUCUAAAGUGACUGAAUCCAGGAGAUUGAAUGGUGUUGCAUUCAGGGCCCUCUGAUGCUGACUCACUGUAAACACUGGGAAGGAGACUUGUGAUUUAAUGUUGUUUCACUGUGUGUGUGUGUGUGUGUGUGUGUGUGUGUGUGUGUGUGUGUGUGUGUGUGUGUCUGUCUGUCUCUGACUUUGUGUCCAAACAGUGUUAAUGUGACUGUUUAAGAGUCAGCAGCACUCAGUUUAUUAUCAACGUGCUCUGACUGCAGGGAUUAAUUACAAUGUGUAUUUUAUGUUGAAAAGCUGGUGUGGACACUGUUUCCUGUCAGGCUGACAUACAGAGGUUACAGUUCAAUAUACUGUGAUACGUUAAUCAAUCGUUAUAUAAUACUGAUAUUAAAACAAACACGUUCAAACCUCCUCAAACAGGCAGCAGACUCACUGACAGAGAUUAUCUUUAAUAACGGACCCGAUGAAUCCGUCCUAUCAGCUGAUGAUGAUUCUCUGCAGGUUUCCUUCUUAUUGGACUUAAAACAGCUUCACAUAGUUUCAGAUUAUUAUUAUAAUAUUCAAACAGGUUGUAGUUUCUCUUUAAAACUUCUUCUUCUCGACAUUUUGUUCAUUUGUGACAUUUUUUAAUUUAAGUUUAGACAAAAUUCUGAUUUCUAAAAUACAGAAUGGAUCAAUAUAUCAGGAAAUAAUCAAACUGCAGUGAUUGAGUUCACUGUUUGUGUUGGGUCUCCUGAACCAGAUCCAUUCAGUCCGCUCUGAUAACUCACUGGAACCAACCACAGAGGUUCUGAUGUAUCUCUCUGGGUUCUGAUGUAUCUCUCUGGGUUCUGAUGUAUCUCUCUGGGUUCUGAUGUAUCUCACUGGGUUCUGUAGGUUCUGAGGUAUCUCACUGGGUUCUGUAGGUUCUGAUGUAUCUCACUGGUUCCUGUAGGUUCUGAUGUAUCUCACUGGUUCUGUAGGUUCUGAUGUAUCUCACUGGUUCUGUAGGUUCUGAUGUAUCUCACUGGUUCUGUAGGUUCGUGGUUUUUCAGUGAGAACUUCCUGAUCCUGUGUUUGUUCUGCUGACCUGGUGGAUUUUGUCCUGCAGGUCCAGACCGCUGCCGGCUGAGGAAGAGGAGGACGAGGAGUGAAGAGGAUGAAUGAAUCUGUUAAUGGCUGUCGGUUCUGUCGGUUCUGUCGGUUCUGUUGGCUCCAUUUUAAUGUACAUCUGUAAAUAAUUCCUGAUGAAUUCACUUUGUAUAGUUCAUUAAACUUUGUUUUUUAUGAUUCUUAA
Dicentrarchus labrax (European seabass) is the source of this 2015-nucleotide messenger RNA. It is a transcript of the gene pclaf, whose product is annotated as PCNA clamp associated factor. The record is from RefSeq and is a predicted model, not a curated record. Gene Ontology annotation, cellular component: nucleus. Bases 123 to 566 code for a protein of 147 amino acids. Gene Ontology annotation, molecular function: chromatin binding. Gene Ontology annotation, biological process: regulation of cell cycle; translesion synthesis. Lineage: Eukaryota; Metazoa; Chordata; Actinopteri; Moronidae. The transcript is spliced from 4 exons.